UCGCUAUCCUUGUGUCCUCCUUGACGAAGCUCCUGCGUUUAGUUUUGCAGGUCUUGCUUAAUUCUUAUGUUUUCUACUGGCAUUUGAUUCUCUUUGAUGUCAGAAAGCUGCUUGCCUCCAUGUGUUCUGUGGUAUAACACCAGUCAGCCCAAUGAACACAAAACAGCUUUAUUAAACACCUGCUGUUCAUUCCACCGGCCACGUUACAGGGAACGAUCAACCUGAUAUUGUGUCAGUGUUGUAGCGCCUUGCAUUGACAACGUAUUGCUUUGUGUGUGUUCUGCCCAGGCCUUCCCAAAAUGGAGGUGUCUCAGGAUUAUUAUGGGAUGCCCCCUCCUCCUGUGGCGUUCGGACAGCCGCUGCGCCUAGCCCUAGGUGACAUCAUCGAGCUGACGAAAGCCGAGGUGGACCAGUCUUGGUGGGAGGGCAGAAAAAUCUGUACAAGUGAGGUUGGCUGGUUUCCCUGCUCUAAAGUCAGGCCCUUUGUCUCUAGGCUUCCUCCAGACCUCAGCAUGUAUCCCUGGUUUGCUGGGAACAUGGAGCGCGGUGGCGCCGAGAAUCUCCUCAGCACCCGCUCUGACGGCACCUACCUGGUGCGGCAGCGGCAGAAAGAUGCGGGCGAGUACGCCAUCAGUAUCAAGUUCAACGUUGAAAUCAAGCACAUCAAGGUGACCACGUCGAGCGGGCUGUUCCAGAUUAACGAGAAGAAGGCUUUCAAAGGGUUAAUAGAGCUGGUGGAGUUCUACCAGCGCAACACUCUGAAGGAAUGCUUCAAGGCUCUGGACACGACUCUGCAGUUCCCUUUCCAAGAGCCUGAGCAACAGACAGUCGCCAAGUCUCCAGCGGGCAGCGUGAGAUACUACGGCACAGCCAGGGCUCGGUAUGACUUCUCAGCACGAGACCGCUUGGAGCUCUCCAUGAGAGAAGGGGACGUCAUCAAGAUCAUCUCAAAGAAGGGCCAACAGGGCUGGUGGAAGGGAGAGAUCUAUGGGAGGGUUGGCUUGUUCCCAGCGAACUAUGUAGAGGAAGAUUAUUCUGAUUACUGCUGACAGACUGUCUUUCCAAAGCGGUGUCCACAAUCCUGAGAUAAUAAACCGAGAGUGAUGAUAUUGACUGAUUUGUAACUUUUUUUUUUUUUGAUGAUGAUGUUGGCUGGAAACUGGGGACACAGAAGCAGCCCAAUGUUGCUGGCAGUUCCCCUCUCUGCGCUGUUCUGAAAACGUUCCAGAUCACAGAGAGAGGGACGAAUGUAUUUAUUUUUAAAGAGUUUGAGCAAGGUGACACAGUCCACCUGUCCCAUCUGCUGUGGCUGGCUGGUUAUAAAGCUGGCACGGCAAUUGCAUUUCAGAUCCUUGUACCCAGCCUCUAAACGCCGUGUGCAUUUUAACUGCUGACUGUCAGGUCUAUCCAAGUCUCUUUGUGCUUCCUAUUUACCCUUCCCAAGUGCCAGCGGAAAGGCUUUCCCUCGUUAUUUGCAGCAACUCCCCCCUUGUAUUCUGGUUCAGAUAUACACAGAGGCUCCCCCAGCGGAGUAAAUAUGCUGAGGAGUAAAGAAACAGCACCUCUUAUUCAACACAGCAUAAAAAUUCAGCAGCACCAAAACCACAGUUCUCAAGCAUCGGCCAACCAAGGGAACAGAGCGAGCUGUGAAAAUGAUAUGCAUUACAGAGGGGAACAGUCUCCUUGGCAACUACAAUAGGUAGAGCAGCAGAAACCCGAGCCCAUAUUUCCACUGCUGGAUAUUUAAUAAGGCGUGCCUGUGACACCGUUUUUCUUCUCAUCCUCAAAUUCAUCCGAUUAUUAGUUCAAGCUGUUUUGCCAGCUCCGUUCUGGAUUGCAAAAGGACCUCCGGAGGAUUGUGUCCGUGGAGUUCUGGACUCCGAGGGUAGACAGCAAUGGCUUGAAGAGCAUGCUGGACACGAUGGAACUCACGGUUUCAGACGUGGUAUUCUUGUGCGCAGCUAUUUAAGAGAAAUCCACGCAGGGCAUAAUAGUUUUAUCCACAGAACUCUACGUCCAUCUCCCCAGGGGUUUCACGAAAAUAAAACCAGGCAUUGAAACAGUCUUAAAAUAGCCCUGCAGUGUUGUCUGCACGUUUAAAACACACUUGAGUUUACAGAAAGAGGUGGGGUAGCUGUAAAAGUCAAUUGGUGCUGGUGUUGUAGAAAAAAAUAACAUGUACAGCAGACCAAUGAACCACAUGGAAAUACAGAAAAACCUGUCUAAUCCAGCAAGCCUUGGGACCGGAAAAUUGUGCUGGAUUAUACAGUGUGCUGGGUUAACGAGGUACUGUAAAAUCACGUACUGUAUCUAAAGAAAAAGGUAGAAUUCCAUGAUAGACAGGUUCUGGAUUGCAAAGGGAAUCACACCAUACAUUUCAAUAGACAUUUGGUUGGGACCCAAAAAGUCAUGCAGAAUUAUCCAGAAUGUCAAUUUGUAGAGGGGCUUUACCGUACUAAGAGAUGCCACAACAAGGCUUAACAACAUAGAAGCAUUGUGAAGUCGUCACACAUAAGUGUCAUGGCAUUAAAUUAUCUGAGCACCAUUUCACAUGCAGAGAGCUUACAUCAUCCCAGUCUUUACCAUAAGAAAAACUGAAUUGAAAACCACAUGGUUCCUGCUCCAACACAGCUCCGCCCUCUUCACUGAGAAAGAGGUGAGUCUGACUCCACCCAUCCCUCUUUGGAAUGCUAAAUGAGCAACCAAUCAUAAGAGAAUGGGAGGAGUCAGCCCUGAGAUUUUUUUUUUUUUUCAUUAUAUUUUGCAUACUGUUGCUUUAGUCAAAUUCUGAUUGUUAUUACUAAGUGUGGCAGGGCAAAAUCCCAAAAUGUCAAUAGUGUAUAUAUAUAUAUGGGAUAUAAGGGGAGAAAAUCCUUUGUUGAGAGAUUGGAGAGGAUUUAGGGGAGUCUUGCAGUGUGCUGCAUUCUGUGUAAAUUUGUUUUGGUCUGGGCAUAAGUAUUGUUUUGUUUUGUGUGAAUCUUUUUAUUUUGGCCCUUGU
Polyodon spathula (Mississippi paddlefish) is the source of this 2998-nucleotide messenger RNA. RefSeq names its product proto-oncogene vav-like. Gene Ontology annotation, biological process: regulation of GTPase activity; cell migration. Gene Ontology annotation, cellular component: cytoplasm. The record is from RefSeq and is a predicted model, not a curated record. The coding region runs from base 300 to 1049 and encodes 249 amino acids. Gene Ontology annotation, molecular function: protein binding; guanyl-nucleotide exchange factor activity. NCBI's taxonomy places the organism in Eukaryota, Metazoa, Chordata, Actinopteri, Acipenseriformes, Polyodontidae. The transcript has 8 exons.